AUGCACUGCAGUGCAGUGAUCACUAAGCAGACUUUACAAUUUCCGAGCAUUUUAUUCCAUGUGUUGAACGAUGUACUUGGGGAGUAUCUGUACCAGCAGUCAUCAUAUGGCUACGAGACAUCCUUCAAUGAGUCUUCACAGCAUAACUAUGAAGUAGGUAACAAUUGUUUGUAUGUUCAAUAUCAGCAGGGUCAAAGCCAAAAGUAUGUGUCUUACUGCUCCCCCCAGGGAGGACCAGGAGCACAGGCAAUGAGGCCCUUCACCUAUGAACGGGUAAAAAAGGUUUAA
Phycodurus eques (leafy seadragon) is the source of this 288-nucleotide messenger RNA. Its product is annotated as calcium-responsive transactivator-like. Lineage: Eukaryota; Metazoa; Chordata; Actinopteri; Syngnathiformes; Syngnathidae. The record is from RefSeq and is a predicted model, not a curated record. The coding region runs from base 1 to 288 and encodes 95 amino acids. The transcript has 3 exons.